GCUGUGUCCUGUUUGUUCCUUUUUUAUUCCUUUAGCUGCUUCUCACAUGUUCUUACUUAGGGUUUUCUUCCAACAAUUUCUUUUCUCUGUUGUACACUAAAUGCAAUACAUUGCCCGAACUCCAGAUUCUCAAUUACCAUUAUCCAAUUCGCUACAUUCAUUGUUCAAUUUCUAAAUCCGGUCAUAAGAAUUUAAGGCGGUUUCGUAUUCGUACGACACCGAUUCGGGACUUUUCUUGGAUUUUCUUGGAUUUAGGGUUUUCGCCGAUUUAAUAUAUUCUUUAUUUGAUAGAGCACAGAUGCAAGGGAUUAAUCGAUCGGUGAGAGGUCAGAUAGACUGAAAGGGUGAGUCUGGGUUUUGUAUGGAAACUCGGAGUCGGAAGCGGGCGGAGGCUUCCUCAGCUGCCCCUUCAUCCUCGUCUACCUCUCGUUCCGCCAAGCGCUCUCGUCUUUCUUCUUCCUCUUCUUCGAUCCCGAACACCCCAACUGUUAAUACACGUUCUCGUUCGGCCAGGACUAACACCACCACAACAAAUUCCGUUUCUCUCAUGGACCCCACUAACGAAUCCUCCGGGUCAAGACGUGAUCGCCGUGGCAAGAAUUUGGAAAGGGACAAUUCGGACAAAGGGAAGGAGAAAGAACAGGAUGUUGGGAUUAGGGACGUAGAAAGAGAGCGAGCCUUGGCGUUGAACAUGGAGGGUGAAGGUGUUGGGGACGACGAUGAUAAUUAUAGUGACAGUGGUGUGCAUCGGAAUUUGACGUCUGCUAGUAGUGCCCUUCAAGGCCUUCUUCGGAAACUUGGUGCUGGUUUGGAUGAUCUGCUUCCUGCCACGGCUAUGAGUGGUUCUGCGUCCUCUUCUCAUCAGAGUGGUAGACUCAAGAAAAUUCUGGCUGGAUUGCGUGCUGACGGAGAAGAAGGUCGUCAGCUCGAGGCAUUGUCGCAGCUUUGUGACAUGCUUUCCAUUGGAACUGAAGAAUCCCUUAGUACAUUUUCCGUUGACUCGUUUGUUCCUGUGUUAGUGGGGUUGCUUAAUCAUGAGAGCAACCCCGAUGUUAUGCUACUUGCGGCCAGGGCGCUUACCCAUUUAUGCGACGUUCUUCCCUCAUCUAGUGCUGCUGUUGUGCAUUACGGGGCAGUGUCUAUAUUCUGUGCUAGACUGCUUACGAUAGAGUAUAUGGAUUUGGCUGAGCAGUCUCUUCAAGCGCUAAAGAAGAUUUCUCAGGAGCACCCAACUGCCUGUCUUCGAGCUGGAGCUCUGAUGGCUGUACUUUCUUACUUGGACUUCUUCUCAACAGGAGUUCAGCGAGUGGCAUUGUCUACUGCUGCAAAUAUGUGCAAAAAGCUUCCUCCUGAUGCAGCUGACUUUGUAAUGGAAGCUGUUCCUCUUUUGACAAACCUUCUUCAGUACCAUGACUCCAAGGUUCUGGAACAUGCCUCUGUUUGCCUGACUCGAAUAGCUGAAGCAUUUGCCUCAUCUCCAGACAAAUUAGAUGAAUUAUGCAAUCAUGGACUCGUAACACAAGCCGCCUCUCUCAUUUCUAAUAGCAGUUCCGGAGGUGGUCAGGCUUCUCUCAGCACUCCAACAUAUACCGGUCUGAUCCGCCUUCUUUCCACAUGUGCCAGUGGAUCCCCUCUUGGAGCCAAAACAUUGCUUCUCCUUGGAAUUAGUGGCAUUCUAAAAGAUAUACUAUCCGGUUCUGGUGUUUCUUCUAUCACCUCUUUUUCACCAGCAUUAAGUAGGCCGGCAGAUCAGAUAUUUGAGAUUGUGAAUCUGGCAAAUGAACUUCUGCCUCCAUUGCCACAUGGAACCAUUUCUCUUCCUGUCAGCUCCAACUUGUUUGUGAAAGGGUAUUUUGUGAAAAAAUGUCCUUCUGGCAGUUCCAGACAAGAAGACACCACCAACGGAAAUGUUCAUGAGAUAUCAGCUCGUGAGAAGUUAUUAAAUGAUCAGCCUGAGUUACUUCAGCAAUUUGGGAUGGAUCUCCUCCCAGUUUUAAUGCAGAUAUAUGGUGCCAGUGUCAAUGGUCCUGUUCGCCACAAAUGUCUUUCUGUCAUUGGAAAAUUGAUGUAUUUCAGCACAGCUGAGAUGAUCCAGUCUUUGUUGAGUGUAACAAAUAUAUCAAGUUUCUUAGCUGGUGUGUUAGCAUGGAAAGAUCCGCAUGUUUUGGUGCCUGCCUUGCAGAUUGCAGAAAUUCUUAUGGAAAAGCUUCCUGGAACAUUCUCUAAGAUGUUUGUCAGAGAAGGUGUGGUCCAUGCGGUUGACCAACUUAUUUUGGCUGGAAAUUCAACCAAUGUAUCUAUUCAAACAUCUGCUGAGAAGGAUAGUGAUUCUGUAUCUGGAACUCAUUCUCAGCCCAAACACUAUCGCCUGCGUAGUGGUAACUCAAACCCCGAUGCAAACUAUUUGGAUGAUUUGAUGAAGAGUCCAGUUCCAGUAAAUGUUGGUUUGCCAACAAGUUCCGUUGAAACUCCAACAACUGGUUCCAGUAUUCGGGAGUCUAUUAGCUCAGUUGCUAGAGGUUUUAAAGACAAGUACUUCCCUUCUGAUCCUGGGUCUAUUGAAGUGGGUGUUAGUGAUGAUCUUUUGCAUUUGAAAAAUCUCUGCACAAAGCUGAACACUUGUGUUGAUGAUCAAAAAACUAAGGCAAAGGGAAAAGUUAAAGCUUCUGGACCUGGUCUCAACGAAAAUUCUACUAACACAGAAGAAUAUUUAAUUGGGGUGAUAUCUGACAUGUUAAAGGAACUUGGCAAAGGUGAUGGUGUAUCUACUUUUGAAUUUAUUGGUAGUGGUGUUGUUGAAGCCUUGUUGAGUUAUUUAUCUUGUGGGUAUUUUGCAAAAGAUCGAAUGUCAGAAACCAGUCUCCCCAGACUUCGUGAACAGGCACUUGCAAGGUUCAAGUCAUUUGUUGAUAUUGCACUACCUUUGAGCAUUGAUAAUGGGGAUGUUGCUCCUAUGACUGUCUUGGUUCAGAAGCUUCAAAAUGCAUUGUCUUCCUUGGAACGCUUCCCUGUAAUGCUGAGUAAUUCUUCUCGUUCAUCUAGUGGGAGUGCACGUCUCUCCAGUGGACUAAGUGCAUUAUCUCAGCCCAUAAAGCUGCGUCUCUGUCGAGCACAGGGUGAAAAGUCACUUAAGGAUUAUUCUUCAAAUGUGGUACUUAUUGAUCCAUUAGCGAGUUUAGCAGCCAUUGAGGAAUUUCUGUGGACUCGUGUCCAGCGCAGUGAAUCUGGUCAAAAGUCUACUGUACCUGGUGACAAUUCUGAAUCUGGAACAGCUCCUGCAGGGGCAGGUGUUUCAUCUCCUUCCUCUUAUACUGCCACCACUACCCGUAGACAUGCAGCUAUGUACAGAUCAUCUUUUACUAUGGAAGAUACACCUACAAAAAAAACAUCUCAAGAUAAAAGCACAAGUUCAUCUAAGAGCAAGGGUAAAGCUGUAUUAAAGGCUGCACAGGAGGAAGCAAGAGGACCUCAGACCCGAAAUCGCAGAAGAGCAGCUCUAGAUAGAAAUGCUCAAAUGAAACCUGUAAAUGGCGAAUCAACUUCUGAGGAUGAAGAAUUGGAUAUAUCUCCUGUUGAAAUAGAUGAGGCUUUGGUGAUUGAAGAUGAUGAUAUUUCUGAUGAUGAGGAUGAAGACCAUGAAGAUGUGUUGAGGGAUGAUUCUCUUCCUGUCUGCUUGCCCGACAAAGUACAUGAUGUGAAAUUGGGUGACUCAGCCGAGGAGAGUACUGUUGCUACAGCAACAAGCGAUAGCCAGACUAUCGCAGCCUCAGGUUCUAGCAGCAAAGCUGUGACAGCCAGGGGAUCCGACUCUGCUGAUUUUAGGAGUGGGUAUUCAUCUAGCUCAAGGGGUGCAAUGUCAUUUGCUGCUGCUGCUAUGGCUGGACUAGGAUAUGCUAAUAGCAGAGGUUUCAGGGGUGGCAGAGAUAGGCAUGGCCGCCUGUUGUUUGGUACUUCUAAUGAUCCUCCAAAGUUAAUUUUUACUGCUGCUGGGAAGCAGCUUAAUAGGAAUUUGACUAUAUACCAGGCAAUUCAAAAACAGCUUGUGCUAGAUGAAGAUGACGAUGACAGAUUUGCUGGCAGUGACUAUGUAUCCAGUGAUGGAAGCAGUCUGUGGGGUGAUAUUUACACCAUCACUUAUCAAAGAGCAGAAAACCAGACAGAUAAGGCAUCUACUGGAGGAUCAAGUUCAAAUACUUCAAAACCUGCCAAAUCUUGCUCUGCCUCAAAUUCCAGCCCAGAAGCUAAGUUGCAUCAGACUUCUGUUUUAGACAGUAUAUUGUAUGGAGAAUUGCCGUGUGAUCUAGAGAAAUCUAACCCCACCUACAAUAUUUUGGCACUCCUGCGUGUGUUGGAGUGUUUGAACCAGCUUGCUCCUCGUUUGAGGGCUCAAAUGGUUUCUGAUAGCUUUGCUGAGGGUAAAAUCUCUAACUUUGAUCAGCUAGUUGUUACAACUGAUACUAGGGUUGUUCCGGAGGAAUUCAUUAGUGGUAAGCUUACUCCAAAAUUGGCUAGGCAAAUACAAGAUGCCCUAGCACUAUGCAGUGGUAGUCUUCCUUUAUGGUGUUAUCAGUUGACUAAAGCAUGCCCUUUCUUGUUUCCUUUUGAGACUCGACGACAGUACUUCUAUUCUACUGCAUUUGGGUUAUCUCGAGCACUGUAUCGACUUCAGCAGCAGCAAGGUGCUGAUGGUCAUGGAUCGACAACUGAGAGAGAGAUUAGAGUUGGGAGAUUACAGCGCCAAAAAGUUCGUGUCUCUCGAAACCGUGUCUUGGAUUCUGCUGCAAAAGUUAUGGAGAUGUAUUCUAGCCAAAAAGCGGUACUUGAAGUAGAAUAUUUUGGUGAAGUUGGCACUGGCCUGGGCCCAACCCUGGAGUUUUAUACAAUUCUAAGUCAUGAUUUACAAAAGGUUGGACUGCAAAUGUGGAGAUCCCAUUCUUCAAAUAAACAUGAAAUGGAAGUUGACGGGGAUGAAAAGAGAGAGCAUAGUGUAGGCUCUGGGCCUGAUUUGGCUGGAGAUAAAGAACUUGUUCUAGCUCCUAUGGGUUUGUUUCCUCGGCCAUGGCCUACAAAUUCUGAUGCAUCAGAGGGUAGUCCGUUUGCAAAAGUCAUUGAGUAUUUUCGGCUGCUCGGUCGUGUUAUGGCGAAAGCUCUUCAAGAUGGACGACUAUUGGAUCUGCCAUUGUCAGUGGCAUUCUAUAAGCUUGUUCUUGGUCAAGAUCUUGAUUUACAUGACAUUCUGUUCAUCGAUGCUGAGCUUGGGAAGACUUUGCAAGAGUUAAAAGCCCUUGUUCGUCGGAAACAUUAUGUAGAAUCUGUUGGUGGUAGCUGUACUGAUACCCUUUUUGACUUACAUUUUCAUGAUGCGCCAGUUGAAGAUCUGUGCUUAGAUUUUACACUUCCUGGUUUUCCUGAGUACACCUUGAAACCUGGAGAUGAAACUGUCGAUAUCAACAAUUUGGAGGAGUACAUAUCCUUGGUGGUUGAUGCAACAGUCAAGACUGGAAUCAUGCGGCAAAUAGAGGCAUUUAGAGCAGGGUUUAAUCAGGUUUUUGACAUCUCAUCUUUACAAAUUUUUACUCCUCAAGAACUAGACUACUUGCUUUGUGGCCGGAGGGAGUUGUGGGAGGCUGAGACACUUGCUGAUCAUAUAAAAUUUGACCAUGGGUACAAUGCAAAGAGCCCUCCAAUUGUUAAUUUACUUGAAAUUAUGGGGGAAUUCACCCCGGAGCAGCAGCGCGCCUUCUGUCAAUUUGUCACUGGUGCACCUAGGCUGCCACCUGGUGGGCUGGCAGUUCUAAAUCCAAAACUAACGAUUGUGAGGAAGCUUUCGUCAACUGCAGUUAAUACUUCAUCAAACGGGAAUGGACCUUCAGAAUCCGCGGACGAUGACUUGCCUAGUGUGAUGACAUGCGCUAAUUACCUGAAACUUCCUCCUUACUCUACCAAGGAAGUUAUGUACAAGAAGCUACUCUAUGCAAUCAGUGAAGGGCAGGGAUCCUUUGAUUUAUCAUGAGUUGUGGAACUAACCAAGCUUACCCUGUAUGUUAAUAUAGAUGGGUCAGGGUUUAAUUGAUUCUAUUAUUGAGUCUCAGUUAAGUCUUGGUUGGGAUUCAGGUUCCUCCUCGCUUCUCAAAUAAUAGUCUCGUUUUCCGUGCUCAGGUGAGUUUCCUUUUUCUGUCUGUUCUAUAAUAAUGAUGGCCCCGAUUCUUCCUUAUUUUUCAGAAACUUUUUAAAUUGCAGUCCAAUCGGGUGGCCACAUUUUCAAUGCGUAGGAUCAUUUACGGAGCUCUUAUUUAUUUUCACCUGUUAGAACUUGUAAAUAAAAUAGCAAUGAUGAAAUUUUGAUUCUUUUUUUUUUUUCCCUAUUCUGUUUGUAAGUCCAAUUAUUCGCAAUUAGCAUGUACCAAGAAAGGGCAAAGGGAAGAGAAAUAAUUUAAAAUAGUAUGCUUUAUUAUUACUUCUGCCA
Molecule: messenger RNA, 6466 nt
Organism: Vigna radiata var. radiata (mung bean)
Lineage: Eukaryota; Viridiplantae; Streptophyta; Magnoliopsida; Fabales; Fabaceae
Product: E3 ubiquitin-protein ligase UPL3
Exons: 17
Coding region: 362-6013 (1883 amino acids)
Biological process (GO): protein polyubiquitination; proteasome-mediated ubiquitin-dependent protein catabolic process
Molecular function (GO): ubiquitin protein ligase activity; protein binding
Source: RefSeq, a predicted model, not a curated record